This is a messenger RNA of Patiria miniata (bat star), 2410 nucleotides long. RefSeq lists its product as uncharacterized. The transcript has a single exon. The record is from RefSeq and is a predicted model, not a curated record. The annotation marks the transcript as partial. NCBI's taxonomy places the organism in Eukaryota, Metazoa, Echinodermata, Asteroidea, Valvatida, Asterinidae.
UUUGUUUUAGAAAUCACCGGACUCCAGGGGCCGGUUACCUUUGAGGAUUUGCAACAGGAAAUUAUCGACAACUACAAGCAAACUGCAACGACUAUUCCUGCACACCCUACACUGCAGUCACGUCAAGUGGGUAUUGAGGAAUUCUUUAUUCCUCUAAAUCUCAAAAAGAACAUUCCAGGCAAAACAAAAUCAGAGAGGUCGGUGACAUUACCAGAAGGAGAAAGAUUGUUAGAUAUUAAUCAAACAAUUACUCUCAAUUCCUUGGAUGAUUUGUUAAAUCCAGAAGUAGUUGAGGAAAUCAAGAUUCUUCUUAUUGGUGGGGCCGGGACGGGUAAAUCAACCCUGUUAGUGAAAAUUGCAAACUCCUCCAUCACACUUGGUUCAAAACCCCUUCUUGGUAGAUUCAAUCUUGUGCUUUGGAUAAAGCUGAGGCAAAUGCAGCAAUCUAGCUGUGUCUUGGAUGCCAUAUUUGACCAAAUUCUAGCACGUAACACCAAACUGACGAAACACAUAGUGAAAGGGUUCAUUGAUAAUCAUGAAUCAGGCAUUGCUUUGCUGUUGGAUGGAUUAGAUGAAAUUCCAUCUCAUGUUUUGCAAUCUGAGGAGGGCGUGUACAGGGUUCAGGAUAUCUUACACAACAGAGUCCUUACAAAAAGUUUUGUGUUGGUAGCUACCCGACCACACAAGGUGAAUUAUGUUUUGGGAGGUCACCCAACUUACGCUCAAGUUCAAGCAUGUGGCUUCACACCACAAGACACAGCUAAGUUCAUCAAAUUAAACCUUCCUGAUGAUGACAUGGGAGAGGCAUUGAUUUCACAUCUGAAAGUCAAUGCAAAUCUCCAGCAAAUGGCUGUAGUUCCAAUCAUUUCCCAGAUGCUGUGCCUUGUUUGGAAGAGUCAAAAGAAAUCAUUGCCUGAGAAAAUUACCGAGCUAUUUUCAAAGUUUGCAGAGGUUCUUUUCAUUCGCCGCAAUGAAGAUAUGGGUGAUCAGCACAUGAUGUGCACCAUGAUGUCCAUCAUUGACAACUUGGGGCGUGUUGCAUUGCAAGGGUUACUAGACUCUAGAGGGGAAAGACUCAUGUUCAAUGAAACUGAAUUUCAGGAUUGUCAGUCUUGCUUAGCUGAGGGUUGUCGUGUGGGUUUCGUUCAACGUGAAAUGUUCACAAUUGGUCCGGAUGUAAAGGUGUUGGUCACUUUCCCCCACAAGUCCAUCCAAGAAUACUUCGCAGCAUGUCACCUGGUGCAAUUGCUUGACAGUUUUUUUAGGGGCAAAACAAAAUUCUGUCGCCAGUUGAAGCGGAUUGGAACCCAUAAUGUUCAUGAAAUGGAAUACUUGCUGAGAUUUUGUUGCGGUAGAUCAGGAAAGGCUGCUGGUCUCAUUCUGAGCCACAUAAAAAAGAUGAAAGGUGAAGAAAAGAAUCUGCAGAGAUUGGCUCGGUGGUUGUUGAUUGAGUCUGGUUCAGAAGAGUUGGCAACCAAACUAGUCAGACCAACUGUGGUAGACUGCAACAGUAACGAAGACCUGAAAUCACUGAGCUAUUACUUACAGCAUGUCACUCCGCCACUUGAAGGUACAGAGUUUUUCAUGCAUGUAAUAAAGCAGGAGCUUACCCUUCUCAAGGGAAUUCUUCUGAGUGACAACAUGAAGUCAGCUGGGCUGAUAUAUGUUUUCUACUACUUGUCUGAGCAGAAGGAGGAGGAGCUUAGCCUCCUUGAGGAAACACUUGGUGAGGUAGAUGGACAGCGCCGUGCUCAAUUAGACAUUGUGGUUCACAUUGAGGCAAAGUCAUGGUUUGACGUGGGGCGUGUAUCACACAGUCUUUUCUGCAUGCAGGAACAAGUAGGCAGCCUUGGUUUGGAUAUGCACCAACGAUCACCGGAUGAGGUUGUUGAUCUAUUGAAGGCACUGGAAGGAUGCAGGUUGGAUGUUCUCUCACUGUAUGACACCGACCUGCAUGCACGGAUGGGAGAUGUCAGCCACAUACUGUCAUCCCUUACAGUCUUGCUUCUCUGUGCAUGCAGGUUGGUAGAUGAUGAUGUGAAGGAGCUGAUCGGCAUCCUUCCUGCUGGGCAUGGUUUAGGAUGGCUUAACCUUGAUGGCAAUGCAUUCAGUUUGGAUGCAGUGAGGGCUCUCACUCAUCAUCUCCGAGGUCUCUCUAAGUUACGCCGCUUGUCACUUUGUAACAUCGGCCUCGAUGCUGAGCUCGUCAGACAAGUUGUCAGUCAAGACCUCCCUCACCUGAAGGAAACAAGAGAGGGAUAUUUCAAAGCCUAUUAAUCUCCCACCAAGUCAUAACUCUCACUUUGUUCCCUAUGAAUGCACCACGCUCACGAGCUGCAUUAAAUUGAAACAAGUAGCAUGUAUCAUGGGUCAUUUUAUGUGAAGUCAAUACUCUGCAACCCCCCCCCCC